Varanus komodoensis (Komodo dragon) is the source of this 1610-nucleotide messenger RNA. RefSeq names its product endonuclease G (gene ENDOG). Gene Ontology annotation, cellular component: nucleus; mitochondrial inner membrane. Gene Ontology annotation, biological process: apoptotic DNA fragmentation. The coding region runs from base 1 to 1023 and encodes 340 amino acids. The transcript is spliced from 5 exons. Gene Ontology annotation, molecular function: metal ion binding; nucleic acid binding; single-stranded DNA endonuclease activity. The record is from RefSeq and is a predicted model, not a curated record. Lineage: Eukaryota; Metazoa; Chordata; Lepidosauria; Squamata; Varanidae.
AUGUUGAUGCUCAACAGGUGCUCAUCAAGAACGCAAAGAAUGCCGCAGUCCCUCUGCCCGGGUGGGCAAAAGGGCAGGCCGCCCGCCGCCGCCGCCGCGCCGCCGUCGCCUCGCAUUCCUCAAACGGGCGCGGCCGUCUCCGCUCCCAGUGCGGAGGUGCAGUCCAACCCAUACGGACAGCAGCAGAGGCCGCGCGAGCCGUCCCCCGCGGACGGGCUGCUGCUGGCCCGGCUGCCGGUCGUGCCGGUGGCCGCCGCCGCGGCCUCGUGGCCCCCGGCGGACGUGGCCCGAGGGGCCGGCGGGGAGCUGGCCAAGUACGGCCUGCCGGGGCUGUCGCAGCUGCGGAGCCGCGAAUCCUACGUGCUGUGCUACGACCCGCGCGCGCGCAGCGCCCUGUGGGUCGUGGAGCGCCUCAACCCGGCCGCGCUGAGCGGGUCGUCGGAACGCGGCGCCUGCGAGUUCCGCGAGGACGACUCGGUGCACGAGUACCACCGCGCCACCAACGCCGACUACCGAGGCAGCGGCUUCGACCGGGGCCACCUGGCGGCCGCGGCGAACCACCGCUGGAGCCAGAAAGCCAUGGGGGACACCUUCUACCUGAGCAACAUCGCGCCGCAGAACCCGCACCUGAAUCAGAACGCUUGGAAUAACCUGGAGAAAUACUGCAGGAGUCUCACCAAAUCGAACAAGAACGUCUAUGUCUGCACCGGGCCACUUUUUCUGCCCAGAAUGGAGGGUGAUGGGAAGAUGUACGUAAAGUACCAGGUAAUUGGGAAAAACCACGUGGCGGUCCCAACACACUUCUUCAAGGUGCUCAUCCUGGAAAAGCCCAGUGGGGAGAUUGAGCUGCGCUCCUAUGUCAUGCCCAACAGCCCGGUGGAUGAGAAGAUCCCCUUGGACCGGUUCCUGGUUCCCAUCGAGAGCAUCGAACGGGCCUCGGGCCUUCUCUUUGUUCCGAACAUUCUGAAAAGGACUAGCAACUUAAAAGCCAUCGCAGCUGGAAGCCAGAUCCCUGGGAGCUGAGCCUCAUGCCAGGAGACCUGAACUGGGAUUCCCCCAAGGACACGGCCCCUUUUCCUGCAACUGACGACUCUCUGGGAGUUUUCUGGGUUUUGUAUGUUUCCCCCCACUGGGAAUGGGUGCAGUGCUUCCCCGACACCCUAGUUCAGAGCUUUACAGCUGGUCAAAAACCCCACUGGCCUUUGGCCUUUGGUCCCUUGCCAUGGCCUUCCCCACCACUGGGAUGUGGCCCUCAAGGACGUCCCGAAAAUGAAUUUGGCCCCAAAUGUGCUGAAAGAGAUCAAACCCUCCUGCGAUUUGCGAGGACUUCCUGGUAUCCGAGUACUGAGUGUCUGGGCUGUUCAAACGUGCUUCCUGCAGCACUUAAUUACAUAGCAGGCAGAGUUAUUUUCUGUCUGGCUAAUUACUGUGACAUGGGGGGGGGCAGAGCCAAGGGCCACUGGGAGGCUGCCCCCCCCAUCCAGCAGCGUCACUUUGCCUCCUGAUUCCCCCCUACUUCAAACUGCAAGGACUGCAAAGCUUGUGCUGACAAGUGAUGUUUGCUGCCUUGUAACUGGAAGAGUUCAAGCAAUAAAAUUAAUUUAAAUUGA